Messenger RNA from Pedinophyceae sp. YPF-701, 2859 nucleotides. The record is from the annotation of a GenBank genome assembly. Lineage: Eukaryota; Viridiplantae; Chlorophyta; Pedinophyceae.
AUGGCGGGGAGCCACCCCAGCCGCGAGCACUCCAGCGCGCUGCCUGUGACCGAGGAGGAGGCGGCGAAUGGGGCCGGCGGGGACGGCGGCGAGGUGGACGACGGGUUUUCGGCGAAGGGCGCCCUGGAGAGCAAUCGCAUGCUCGACGAGGUGGAGCGUCUGGUCUCAGCGAAGAAGGUGGGCGAAGGGCGCGCGGACUUCCUCCGGGAAAAAUGCAAUGCGCUGCGCAAGGUAGUUCAGGACUCAAUCAAGCGCUCCGCGGACCUCGAGAAGCAGGAAGUGCGGCUAGCACGCAAGGUGGAAGUUGAGAAGGGGAGGGCGGACGUGGGCAGCAAGGGCGGCAGUCUCUACAUCCUGCAGCUCAAGGAGGAGCGCGACGAGGCGGAGAGCGAGCUCGUGUUCCUGAGCGAGCGCACGAUGAGCGCAGAUAUCGACAUCAAGCAGCUCAUGCAGGAGCGCGGCAUGCUCCAGGCGCGGCUGGACGAGAUGAUGCGGGAGGCGCGCGAGGCGCUGAUGCCCACGAUCAAGGGGUUGGAGGGCGAGAUCGGGGUGGUGCGGGAGGCGGUGGCGCAGAACUCGUCGAAGCUGGCGUCGGCGCGCAACGAGAAGCGGCGCAUGACGGGCCUGCACAACGACCUGCUGACGGAGAUGACGUCGGUGGAGGAGCUCAAGGCGCGCGAGCUGGUGCAGCUGCAGAAGGCCAGCGCGAUCCCGGAGACGGCGCGGCGGCAGAUCGAGCUGGUGGGCGCGGCGAUCAAGAACUACCAGGGGCUGGACAUGCAGCUGCGGCAGAAGGUGCAGGAGAACGACCGGGAGUACAUGCGGCUGGCGGACAAGCACGCGCAGCUCGACGAGGAGCACCGCGAGAACGGCCUCAAGGCGCAGAAGAUCCAGACGCAGGCGGCGAAGCACGAGCGCAUGCUGGACGACAUGCGGCGGCAGGUGGAGCUCGCGGCCAUCGAGAACGAGAAGCUCCUGUCGGACCAGGUCAACCUGGACAUGCAGAUCCGCGCGACGGUCGGCGAGCUCAAGCGCGAGCAGGACCAGCAGGCGCGCAAGCAGCACGAGAAGGAGCUCGCGCUGCGGAAGCUCAAGCGCGCGGAGGGCGAGCUGGGCGGCCUGCAGAACCAGCUGCCCAGCCUGGUGACCAUCCGCGACGGGCUGGUGUCGGACGUGGCCAAGUCGACGGCGGAGCUCGCGCGGCUGCGCGACGCGACGUCGGAGCUGCGGCGGGACGUGGCGGGCGUGAAGGACGUCCUGGUGCGCGAGACGACGCUCACGCAGGAGGCGGCGGGGCAGCUGAACGCGCACGCGGCGGAGGCGCGGCAGCUGGAGGCGCGCAUCGUGCAGCUGAAGCGCGGGCAGGACCGCGUGGAGCACGAGCUGCGCGAGCUGGCGUCGUCGCGGGACCGCCUCGCGCGGCAGGUGGCGUCGAAGCUGUACAAGCUGCGGGAGGCGCGGCAGGACCUGGGGCUCAAGGACAUGGUGAUCAAGGACCUGAAGAAGCAGCGGAAGGAGGUGUUGUCGCGCGUGCGGGAGUUCGAGCAGCUGUUCGAGCUGGUCAAGAACCAGCGGAACAAGUUCGUCAACCUGAUCCAGGCGGCCAAGCAGAGCAUGGCGGAGAUGCGCGAGAAGCUCAAGAUCCUGGACAACGAGGUCGACAUAUUGCGGACGGAGUCGAACGACAAGGACUCGAAGCUGCAGAAGAACGAGCACGACCACCAGCUGGCGCAGGCGGAGCGCGACCAGGUCCGCAACGAGCUGACGCGGUCGGUGCAGGAGUUCCAGCGGCGGCAGGACGUGGUGGACCAGCAGAUCGCGGAGAUCGACAAGCUGAACGCGAUCAUCAACCGCGCCGAGCGCGACAUGCUGCGCCUGAAGAAGCAGUACGAGACCAUCGUCGAGGCGCGCAACUACACGGGCAUCAUGCUGAUCGACCGCAACGACGAGCUGUGCAUCCUGUACGAGAAGGCCAACAUCCAGCAGGAGGCGCUCCGCCGCGGGGAGCUCGAGCUCAAGGGCCGCGAGGACGAGAUCCGCAUGCUCAGCAUCCAGCGCGCCGAGGUGCAGCGGUCGCUCGAGAUCGUGCGGCGGCAGGCGCCGCGCAUGCCCGAGUACGACAAGGAGAUCGCCGCGCUGCAGCACCAGCUCCUGCAGGUGCGCGCCAAGGCGGACGAGCUCACCGCCGCGCUGGAGGACCCGGGCAACGAGGGGCGCUGGCGGCUGCUCGACGCGCGCGUGCCGGACAAGGAGGAGCUCAAGGCGCGGCGCACGCAGCUCGAGGACCGCCUCACGGACCUCAAGCAGCAGAUCACGGAGAAGGACGUCGUGCUCGCGGAGGUCUCCGCGCUCGCCGAGCGGCUGCAGCUGCAGGCCGUCGAGGGCCGCCAGGAGUCGCUCGACCUGGCGAAGAAGGCCAACGCGUACCAGCACCGCCUGCGUGACGUGACGCGCAAGAUGAUGGCCGCGGUGUCCGAGCUGUCGAUGUUCCAGGCCUCGGCGCUCAAGCUCGAGGCCGACAAGGAGUCCCUGACUCAGCUGCUCGGGGUGGCGCACCGGCGGCUCGAGCAGGGCCUGGCGCCCACGGAGGACGCGGAGCGGGAGUGGUACCGCCGGGAGCGCGAGCGGCAGGUCGCGGAGGAGAUGCGGGCGCGCGGCGAGGAGUUCGCCAAGCAGCAGGAGCUCGAGGCGCUGGGGCUGGUCACCACGGCCGAGCAGCGGCCCAACGCGUACAUCCCGGAGGACGACCCCAUCGGGCUGCCCAAGCCCUUCCCGCUGCACCCGCCGUACAAGCCGACGCCGCUCGGCGCCACCGCGCGCCACAUCCGGCAGCCCAAGCCACGGGAGAUUGUCAUUUAG